Molecule: messenger RNA, 732 nt
Organism: Acanthosepion pharaonis
Lineage: Eukaryota; Metazoa; Mollusca; Cephalopoda; Sepiida; Sepiidae
Source: the annotation of a GenBank genome assembly
AUGGAUACAUAUAUACGACAAUCUAUCUAUCUAUCUAUCUAUCUAUCUAUCUAUCUAUCUAUCUAUUUCUCUCUCUCCCUCUCUCUCUGUCAGAUAGUCAUUAGGGGUUUGAACAAUAAUUCGUUCUCUACAAUUACCAUCAAUCAUAAUUGUACACUUCCAUUUCUUCUUCUUCUUCUUCUUCUUCUUGUUCUUCUCCUCCUCUUCUUUUCCUCUUCUCCUCCUCUUCUUCUUAUCCCCUUCUUCUUCUCGUCGUUGUCGUCUACUAUUUUCUCUUCCUUCUUCUCUCUUAUUCUUCUUCUUCUCUCCUCCUCUUCUUUUUCUCUCCUCCUCCUCCUCCUCCUCUUCUUCUUCUUCUUCUUCUUCUUCUUCUUCUCCUCCUCCUCCUCCUCAUCUUCUUCUUCUUCUUCUUCUUCUUUUCCUCUUCUCCUCCUCUUCUUCUUAUCCCUUCUUCUCCUUCUCUUCUUCUUCUUCUUCUCGUCGUUGUCGUCUUCUAUUUUUCUCCUCCUCCUUCUCUUCUUAUUCUUUUUCUUCUCUCCUCCUCUUCUUCUUGUUUUCUUUUUCUCUCCUCCUCCUCCUCCUCCUCUUCUUCUUCUUCUUCUUCUUCUUAUUCUUCUUCUUCUUCUAUGUGCCUGGUCCUUUUCAGGUUUCUUUCUUUUCGUUCUUUCUUUCCUAUUUUCUUUCUUUCUUUCUUUAGCACUUUCUUUCUUUCUUUUUUUUUUUUUUUUUUGA